AUGGAUAGAACUUUGGUUGCAUUACUGGUUUUUACCCUUGCCAUGAACAAUUCAGAUUUCGUGAAAUGUGAUUCAGCUGUACCCGAUGAGUAUACAACUGCGUCUCCUUCAGAUGGUGCAUAUGUCUCUGCCGAGCCCCCCGAAUCAGCGAGACGACCGACCAUAGGUGAAGAAAUCAAUAGUUCAAAGUUUUUGUUUUUUACAAAGGUUAUCAAUUCAUCCAUACCGUCGUAUAUAAAAACAUUGAUGAAGCAGAUACCGACAGGGAUGCCUUCUUCAUAA
This is a messenger RNA of Trichobilharzia szidati, 282 nucleotides long. The record is from the annotation of a GenBank genome assembly. NCBI's taxonomy places the organism in Eukaryota, Metazoa, Platyhelminthes, Trematoda, Strigeidida, Schistosomatidae.